AUGUCAAAGUCCUCCGACCAUGUGAAGCGCCCAAUGAACGCCUUUAUGGUCUGGUCUCGGGCCCAGCGGCGUCAGAUGGCACAGGAGAAUCCCAAAAUGCACAAUUCGGAGAUCAGUAAGCGCCUUGGAGCUGAGUGGAAGGUGCUGACUGAUUUAGAAAAGCGUCCGUUUAUUGAUGAGGCCAAGCGGCUACGUGCCUUGCACAUGAAGGAACAUCCAGAUUACAAAUAUCGACCCAGACGCAAGCCCAAAACGCUUGCCAAAAAGGAGAAGUUUGCUUUGGCACUGCCCUAUGGCGUAGAACCGGACUCCCUCAAAUCUGGUGUUGCUGACCCUCUGGUACGUGCCUCGGACCGAGCAAGAAUCCUAUUUGCACCAUCUAUUUGCUCCAACCCGUACUCAUUUUUGGAUUUUGGAUCUAAGGUGGCUGAAUUGUCUCCUCCACCACCUCCUCCUCUUCCUCCACCCAUUCCACCAUUCUCGUACACACCAUCACUGGGCUUCCCACAUUUGCCUGGGGUCCAUACAUACUCAAGUGCACACAAUUCAGCAUUUUUAAUGUCGUGUAGCUGCAGUGGGUGGCCUCCGUCACCAACGUCAGCGUCAACUAAUUCUUCACCAAUGGCUUCUUCAUCAUCGUUUCCAACACCACUAGCAUACAUUCUGCUGCCCGGCGUUGGCAAGACACCUAUUGAGCCAUAUCAUGCCUACACAGCGGCACUAUGA
Trichomycterus rosablanca is the source of this 726-nucleotide messenger RNA. RefSeq names its product transcription factor Sox-21-B-like. The record is from RefSeq and is a predicted model, not a curated record. Gene Ontology annotation, biological process: regulation of DNA-templated transcription; cell differentiation; anatomical structure morphogenesis. The transcript has a single exon. Gene Ontology annotation, molecular function: DNA-binding transcription factor activity, RNA polymerase II-specific; RNA polymerase II cis-regulatory region sequence-specific DNA binding. The coding region runs from base 1 to 726 and encodes 241 amino acids. NCBI's taxonomy places the organism in Eukaryota, Metazoa, Chordata, Actinopteri, Siluriformes, Trichomycteridae.